GACCGAGUAUCGGGAGGCCAAGGAAAGGAGGCGAGCGAAGGACUUCCUCGUGGGGAGGGAGCUGGAGCUGCCGAGAUUCGGGAGGCCGCGCUGGGCCUGUUGAGCUAGACGUCCAAGCGCGUCGGAGAGUUCAGUCAUGUCUACACAAGCGGUGAUGCGCGCCCUGCGCAAGAACAAGACCCUUCGCUACGGAGUCCCCAUGCUGGUGCUGAUUGUUGGAGGUUCUUUUGGUCUUCGUGAGUUUUCACAAAUCCGCUACGAUGCUGUGAAAAUUAAAAUUGAUCCUGAAUUAGAAAAAAAGCUGAAAAUGAAUAAAGUGUCAUUGGAAUCAGAGUAUGAGAAAAUAAAGGACUCCACUUUUGAUGACUGGAAGAAUAUUCGAGGACCCAGGCCUUGGGAAGAUCCUGACCUCCUCCAAGGACGAAAUCCAGAAAUCUUUAAGACUAAGACUAAGACAACCUAAGUGGAUUCUUUCUUUCUUUCUUUUUUUCUUUUUGACAAAAAUGCCAUCCACUGGAAUUCUUGCUACAUAUUCAGUGGGAAGAAAAUCUCAGACCUGCAGAAGCCUGGAUGCGAGCAAUGUGAUGACAGAUACUUUUGAUAAAAGUCAAAGUAACAUCACACAGUGAUUUUAUGUCAAACCUAUGUAGAAAAAUAAUACUGAUCACAGGCUGAUAAGAGUUUUGGUUUUGCUUAUAAUACUACUAAUCAGUCUCCAAAGUCUUAACCUGAUGAUUGCAUUGAUACCAUCAGAACAUGUUAAGAAAAUACCUCUCCAGACUGAGAGAAAAUAUUUGUCGACCACAUAUCUGCUAAAAGACUCAUAUCUAGAAUAUAUAAAGAGCUCCAAAAACUCAAUUGUAAAAAAGCAAACAAUCCAAUCAGAAAAUGGUCAAAAGACAUAAAGUGACAUUUCACUGGAGAGGGUAUAUGAAUGGCAAACAGGCACCUGAAAAGAAUGAUUGACAUCACUAGUCAUUAGGGAAAUACAAAUUUAGACUACACUGAGAAAUCACUACACAUUUAUUAGAACAGCUAAAAUAAAAAAGGGACAAUUCCAAAUGCUGGCAAAGAUGUGGAGAAACUAGAUCUCAAACACAUUGCUGGUAUAAUGUAAAAUGGUACAAGUGGUCUGGAAAAUUCUUUGGCAGUUUCUUUAAAAACUGCAUAGGGGACUUCAGUUUCCGGUCCAACAGAUAGGAACCUUGGAAGUCACACCUGCCAUCCUCACACAAAGGAUAAGCUGAAAAAACUGAAAAUCAACAACUAUUCUUUGAUCCAUGAGAGAAUUGAGGACACAGAACAAAACCACCACUGGAAAAUUUGAGACACGCAAAUACAGAGGAUCACAGGUUACCUGGAGGAGAAACCACCUGGAAGCCACAUCAGAUCCCGUGGGGCCAGGAGAUUACAGGCUGGGCGAAUCGCCUCGGCCGCCUCAGCUACUUGUGUCCUCUGUGUGCAGAGUUGGCUCCCCAAGGACCUGCUGAUGCCUUCAGCGCAUCAGAACCACAUAAACCCUGCACUCCACAACCAGGAGUCCUAACAAAGCACAGACGAGAAAAUCUUCCACAUCUGGUGUUCUGAGGAGCUGCCAACCAGCUGGGCUCUACUCCCUUUCUACAGCUAUUCCCUCUGCCUUCAUGCUUUGUGCUCCGCUUUCUCCUAUUUUUUUCUCACCUCCCUUUUCUUGCCAACAUAAACCUUGACACCAGAAA
Herpailurus yagouaroundi (jaguarundi) is the source of this 1718-nucleotide messenger RNA. It is a transcript of the gene COX16, whose product is annotated as cytochrome c oxidase assembly factor COX16. Lineage: Eukaryota; Metazoa; Chordata; Mammalia; Carnivora; Felidae. Bases 137 to 463 code for a protein of 108 amino acids. Gene Ontology annotation, biological process: mitochondrial respiratory chain complex IV assembly. The record is from RefSeq and is a predicted model, not a curated record. The transcript is spliced from 5 exons. Gene Ontology annotation, cellular component: mitochondrial inner membrane.